CGCCAUUUUCAAGUUGUGAAGCCGCAGAGGAGUGGGAACCAGCGGUCUGGUGGAUUUUUGAGCAAUACAACCACUGAUAUCAAGUAUCUAAGUUCUAACCAUGGACUCCAAGAGAAAGAAGCCCACCCCAGGCCCGAGUGCAAAGAAGCCGCGUUCAUCAGAUUGGGACGAGGAUGAACCGCUGGACUUUGAAGCGCAGCUGGCGAUGAUGGAGGAGAUGGAGCAGGAGGAGACUGGGGCUGGCGGUGGGUACCGGGGAGAUCAGUACGCUGGCGGUGGGUACCAGGGAGAUCAGUACGCUGGCGGUGGGUACCGGGGAGAUCAGUACGCUGGCGGUGGGUACCGGGGAGAUCAGUACGCUGGCGGUGGGUACCGGGGAGAUCAGUACUCUCCACUAGCCUAA
Messenger RNA from Branchiostoma belcheri (Belcher's lancelet), 403 nucleotides. Its product is annotated as TATA-binding protein-associated factor 2N-like. Lineage: Eukaryota; Metazoa; Chordata; Leptocardii; Amphioxiformes; Branchiostomatidae. The record is from RefSeq and is a predicted model, not a curated record. The transcript has 2 exons. Bases 101 to 403 code for a protein of 100 amino acids.